Messenger RNA from Lodderomyces parapsilosis, 1542 nucleotides. RefSeq lists its product as uncharacterized. Gene Ontology annotation, molecular function: RNA binding. The transcript has a single exon. Lineage: Eukaryota; Fungi; Ascomycota; Pichiomycetes; Serinales; Debaryomycetaceae. The coding region runs from base 1 to 1542 and encodes 513 amino acids. The record is from RefSeq and is a predicted model, not a curated record.
AUGUCAAACUUAGAUGAUGAUGAAGCCCUUUUUGAGGACUUGUACGAUGACGAUAACACCAGUACCAAAAAGGAUACUCAUGACGAAGUUAUACCUCAGGAGAAAGCUGGUGAGAAACAGGGCACUGAUACAGGACCUGAUGCUGCUUCCGGGGACAUGAAAUCUUCAGAAACACAACCCCUGACAACAGAGACUGAAAACAAGACUGAAGAUCAUACUCAAUCAAAUGCGACGACGCAAUCAACAGAAGCAAUAGCACCACCACCGCCACCACCAUCGUCUAUUCCUUCAACUCUAAAUGAAGCAGAACAAAUUGCAGCAAACACUCAGCCUGGUGAACAAAAUCAACAAGCGCAACAAGCGGAACAGGGACAGCCAGCCAUACCAGCAUUUCCAUUCGAUCCUGCUCAAUUUGCUCAAUUUGCUAACAUGGCACAAAUGCAGGGCCAGAUGCCUGGCCAAAUGCCUGGUCAAGUGCCUGGUCAAGUACCUGGUCAAAUGCCUUCAGGAGUACCACCUCCUCCUAAUUCAGGAGCCGCCCCUCUUCCUAGACCUACCGAAAUUGGAAAAGAGAGUGGUAAGAUGUUCAUUGGUGGACUCAACUGGGAUACUACAGAGGAAGGGUUGGUGAACUAUUUUUCAAAGUUUGGAGAGAUUACCGAUUACACUAUUAUGAAAGAUAAUGCUACUGGAAGAUCAAGAGGGUUUGGAUUUUUGACAUUUAAGGACCCAAGUGCCGUCGAUGUAGUGAUUAAGCAGGAUCAUAUUCUUGAUGGUAAAUUGAUAGACCCCAAACGUGCCAUUUCAAGGGAAGAUCAGGAUAGAGUCGGAAAGAUUUUUAUUGGUGGUAUCGACCCAAUGGUCUCGGAGGGCGAAUUCAACGAGUUUUUUUCAAAAUUUGGCACCAUUAUUGAUUGUCAGUUGAUGAUUGACAAAGACACUGGAAGAUCAAGAGGAUUCGGUUUUAUCACAUUUGAUUCACCAGAUGCCGUUGACAGAGUAUGUGUCAAUAAAUACUUGACUUUGAAGGGGAAAGCAAUGGAAGUGAAACGUGCUGCACCCAGAGGUCAACACAAUCAGCAAGUAAUGAUGCAACAACAGCAGCAGGCUCAACAACAAGCUCAACAACAAGGUCAAUUUUACAAUCCAUAUGGACAGGGUCAAUACGGGCAGAUGUAUCCGCAAAUGAAUCCCGCCAUGAAUCCAGCUAUGAACCAGUGGUAUCAGUGGUACAUGUUCCAGCAAGCUCAAGCGCAACAACAACAACAACAGGGUGGCUCUUCAGAUUCUCAACCUGCUCAACCUCUCAAUCCACAACAACAGGCGGAUGACCCUGACGGAGAAGAGUCGGGUGCUGGUGCUGGUAAUAAUUCCGCUUCAGGUUCUCCACCACUUGGAGAUGAUGGUGUAAAUGCAGGCAGGCCAAAUAUUCCUCGUGGUCCAAAGAGACCCAAUGGUCCAUCCAAUUUCAGAGGUAGAGGUGGAUACAGAAGAGGUAGGGGUGGGUUCCACCCAUACCAGCGAGGAGGAAGAAGAUAUUAA